This is a messenger RNA of Desarmillaria tabescens, 1014 nucleotides long. Its product is annotated as sure-like protein. Gene Ontology annotation, molecular function: nucleotidase activity. The record is from RefSeq and is a predicted model, not a curated record. The transcript is spliced from 5 exons. Bases 1 to 1014 code for a protein of 337 amino acids. Lineage: Eukaryota; Fungi; Basidiomycota; Agaricomycetes; Agaricales; Physalacriaceae.
AUGAUCAGACUCGCAUUAGUACUGGCUCUCCUCUACCUGCAGAGCGUCCACGGGAGCAACAUCGUCCUGACAAACGACGAUGGUUGGGCCGUGGCUUUGGUUCGAGCUCAGAAUGACGCGCUAAAGGCUGCAGGGCAUGACGUCGUGCUUUCAUGCCCUGCAGAAAAUAAAUCGGGUACAGGGUCUUCAAGCGCAACAGCCACGGUGCUUGCCUCCCCGUGCGAGUUUGAUACAUGCCCAGCUGGGUCUCCCGCGGAGGGCUUCAAUGCGUCCGAUCCUCAUUUGAACUACGUCAACGCAUUUCCUGUCGACUCGGCCCGGUAUGGAAUCCAGACACUCGCACCCCAAUUCUUCAACGGCAGCGCACCCGAUUUCGUCGUCAGCGGUCCAAAUGUCGGGAAUAACUUGGGAUCCACCGUGCUCAUCUCUGGGACAGUCGGUGCGGCAUGUGAAGCAGCACACGAGGGUAUCCCUUCUAUCGCCUUCUCCGCAGCAACAGGUUCCCAAGUGUCGUAUACCACCCUCGAAUCCAAUCCAGACUCGGCAGACACCCUCGCGGCACGAACAUAUGCUGCUUUGAGCGUCCAGUUUGUGCAGGCGCUGACGGCGGCAGGGGGGACAAUUCUCCCAACGAAUGUCAGCGUCAACGUGAACUAUCCUUCGACGAGCAAUUGUCCAGACGUAUCAAAUUUCAGCUUUGUGUUGUCUAGGAUCAAUGAGGACACAAGCGCGACGGAUGUGGAAUGGUGUGGAACAACUAAUUUGCCUGCAGAGUCGAAUGUGGUGAAACAGGGGUGUUUCGCUAGCGUGAGCGUCUUCAACGCAUCGACCAAAAGCGAUGUAGAUGCCAAUACGCAAGCAUUUGUACUGGGUAGGAUCAACGGGAGUCUAACUUGCUUGCCUGAUGGUAGUAGCAGCAAUGGACAAGUCACGAACGAUGGUGCGAUAACGAUGGAGACGACGACGAAGACGACGGUGGCAGCGGCGAUGGUGAUGGCGAUGAUGACGAGUUGA